GAUCGGAUAUUAGACAGACAGAAGUCCUAGUCUUUACUACUGUUGAGGGAUUCCUGGUUUUAUUUGAGACAGUUUGAUGAGCUGGGUCGAUGGACCCCCAACUGUCUGCCCUCCCACUGCAGCUGCAUGGCAACAGUUUUGCUAUGAGCUCUGGACAAGUGCCAAAACUGAGCGCGGGAUACAAUGAAGGAGAAGGAGGUGGAGGAGGCCAAGAAGCCGAACUUAAUCAGCAAAACAUGACCUCCUCUGCUCAUGUCAGUUCCAGGUUGAACCCAGGUGAACAGUUUCAGUGCCCACUGGAGCCUCUAGUUCACUGCCAUGCCAAGGGCAAGCUGGACAUCAAAAGCAGGAGCUGCAGUCUACUCACCAUCUGCCGCUCAGGAGUAAUUUUCCCCUGGAUGAAUCCACGGACAACUGACUCUGAACAAUCUGUCAGUGCUGGUGUGGCGGCUCACCGGCCAGGCAGAGGAAGGCUCUGUGUCAGGAGGGAGAGAACAGCCUUCACCAACAGCCAGCUGCUGGAGCUGGAGAAGGAGUUCCACUUCAGCCCUUACCUGUGUCGUCCUCGGAGGCUGGAGAUGGCUGCCGGGCUGCAACUCACCGAUCGCCAGGUCAAGAUCUGGUUUCAGAACCGCAGGAUGAGGUACAAGAAGGAGCAUAAAUUUAGAAAGGCGGCAGCUUCGUCCCAGUGGUCUCCCUGCAACCCCUCGCGCAGCUCGAGCUCAUGCGCGGACCUCCUGACGUUUCCAGGUGAAUGUGUUGUUAGAACUUCCUCCUCUUGCUCAGAGCUGCACUCCGUGGAUUACGCUCCUGUGUCCUCCUCCCUCUUUGGCUCUCACAGUGACUCGAGCAGCGGUCAGUGCUUUCACCCUGCGGACCUGCCCCAUCUGAGCUGCAUACUUCCAUCUGUUGCAAAUGGUCCACCGUCCUACUGUACGGGCGUAGAUAGUCAUCACCAUGCUGGCAUUUCAAACUGGCCCUAGGGCCCCAUAAUGGCCAUCCCUCCUGUGCUCAUCAAAAUCUCUAUGAUACAUCCACUUUCACUUACUUAUGAAAGACUGGAGGAUGCCUGAUUAGCAUCCCUAGGUUGAAAUCCCUUAACACACCAGUUCACCAUUCAUGAAACAUUUUAAUUAAACUACGUGAACAUAUCAUAAUUAAAGGAGAGCCACAGUAAUAUCAUUUAUGUUUCUCAGGCACUGCGACGGAAGGCUGCAGGUCUCCAAACUUGCUGCUCAUAUUGUACAUACACAGCAUGCAGGAGACAUUUGAGUAAUUAAUAAUUACAUUGUUUUGCUGUAAUUUUGUGGCUGUUACAUUUGUACUCUCGUUGCAUGUUUAAUGCACGUGGUAAUCAUACUGAGUGAGUUUUCUAUUCCCCUCUGUUUUCAGAUAAUAAGUGGUUGUCAUAUUUUCUAAGUGUCACAUUAGGCCUGUUUUUCAUUAUGUACUUCAAAUAGCAGGUCAUUCGUGUAAAAUGUCUUAACUGUGAAAUGGGCAGAAUAAUGUUCAUAUUGAAUGAUGUUAUAUUUUUUGCUAAAGCCAUUAAAGGAUACGGCAAGUCUUUGAUACUGUUCUUGAUUAAUUGAGAUGUCACAUACUGUACAUGCUAAAUAAAUGCAUUUGGGAAAACUGUA
Messenger RNA from Micropterus salmoides (largemouth bass), 1637 nucleotides. It is a transcript of the gene hoxc3a, whose product is annotated as homeobox C3a. Gene Ontology annotation, cellular component: nucleus. The record is from RefSeq and is a predicted model, not a curated record. Lineage: Eukaryota; Metazoa; Chordata; Actinopteri; Centrarchiformes; Centrarchidae. Gene Ontology annotation, biological process: regulation of transcription by RNA polymerase II. The coding region runs from base 90 to 983 and encodes 297 amino acids. Gene Ontology annotation, molecular function: RNA polymerase II cis-regulatory region sequence-specific DNA binding; DNA-binding transcription factor activity, RNA polymerase II-specific. The transcript has 2 exons.